This is a messenger RNA of Aphanomyces invadans, 1755 nucleotides long. RefSeq lists its product as hypothetical. Gene Ontology annotation, molecular function: hydrolase activity, hydrolyzing O-glycosyl compounds; chitin binding. The transcript is spliced from 9 exons. Gene Ontology annotation, biological process: carbohydrate metabolic process. The record is from RefSeq and is a predicted model, not a curated record. Lineage: Eukaryota; Oomycota; Saprolegniomycetes; Saprolegniales; Verrucalvaceae. The coding region runs from base 64 to 1497 and encodes 477 amino acids.
UUGUGAUUGGCGGUGUCCGGAGGGGCGGCGUUCGUUCAGUUCACCACAUCGACAAGGCGCCCGAUGUCCAACAGCAAGACGUACCGAUCGUCUAUGUUCGGCACAGAGCCCGCACGGGUUACCCAGGCCAAUGGAGACUACGACGACGACGACAUGGUCAUGUACCCUCGGGACAUUGACGAAUCGUUUCCUGUCCUGGAGGCCCCGAAGAACAGCACAAGGAGCCACCAUCAACACAUCGCCCACACGUUGUCCGUGGAUGACAGUGUCGUGACACUGAAGCCAUCCAUGGUUCACUGCUGGCCGUUGAUCUUUGCAUUGGUGUACCUGGCAGCUGCGUCGUUCGGAGUGUCCAAACUGGUCAAAUAUGGCUGGGUCGACCCAGAAUAUGGGAAUUUUACACUUGCCCAGUACCAAGAGGACGUAGUGAUGGGGGAGAGCUGUCGGGCUGUCGACCACGCAGUGCCGUGGCGAGAGCUCAAGCGCAAACUCAAGCAGUGUCAUCGCCACGAAUACUAUGACCCCCUGCACAACGACUGCAACUUGUGUCCAUCCGCAAAACCCGAAGACAAGAUCUUUGCCGUGUUUUGGGAAACCCAGAGCGACUGCAAGCGGCUCGUAGAAGAUGCGAGCACGCGGUAUGUGACCCACGUCAUUUGGUCGUUUGCCGAGCCGCUCGAAGACGGCACAAUCAAGACGAAGCUCCAAUUCUGGGAUGACGAGCACAUUCGCGACUGCAUUGGGCAGCUUCGCAUGCGAUGCAUCAAGAGCAUGAUUGCUGUCGGCGGGGCGUCGUUCCGCGAGCGAUUCCUGGGUCUGAAAAAACCAGAAAACCUCGCCCGAUUCAAAGCGAGUGCGAUCAAACUCGUCCAAUUCUAUGACUUUGACGGCAUCGACGUCGACGACGAAACUGGUAACAUGGUGGCGACGGGAGGCAACUGGCUUAAAAGCCACGGCCCGACCGUCGUUAGCUACUUGACAGCCCUGCGCGAAGGACUGGACACAGCACAACGACCAGGGGAGCCGCGGUACUUGCUGUCGUGGGAUGAGUUUCCCUACGCGUGGGACCCGCCGAAGCCAGACGAUGCCAACUACAAAGGGUGCAUUCGAUACACGGAGGGCGAAGACGGGUGGCAUCGGUGCUUCGAGCCACGCAUCUCGUCGAUUGUCGACUUUGUGAAUGUGAUGUUUUACAACAUCAAUGGGGGUGAUGGUGUCUACCGUGCCGUCAUCGACGACACGCUGCCAAACAAAGCUGCGGCAGUGAUUCCCCGGGACAAAAUCGUUGUCGGCGCGUGCUGUGGAAUGGGAUGCGUCACUGACCAGCCACCUGGCCAGGAAGUAUUUAACGCAGGCAAUGGGUCAGCGUACUACAAAGGCACCAUGCUGUGGAGUGCAACCAUCGACAUCUUGUUCGAGAAUUCGAGCUCGACGAACCGCAUGGGGCGGGCCGGCAACUACGGCGUCAAGAUGCCGUUUCGGAUGCCACCGUCGUAGUCCGUUUUCUUAAUGCAGAAACGUAGUAGGACCACACCGAGGUGGGAGAAACGUAGCAAGGCGACCUUCCAGACGUGGUCGCGAGCGCGCCGGGACGAUGGACAUUUCACCUGUGUGAAAUACCGCGUUUGCGAGCGACGGCUACAGUACAAUGCUAUCAUGGUGGUUGUUCGACAUUCGAACAAUUGGUUUUGACGCAAUGUCAGCAUCGAAUUGGCAUAUUCGAUACCAUACAAUCAACAAGUUUCACGAAAUUCA